Molecule: messenger RNA, 3435 nt
Organism: Oryza sativa Japonica Group (Japanese rice)
Lineage: Eukaryota; Viridiplantae; Streptophyta; Magnoliopsida; Poales; Poaceae
Product: serine/threonine-protein kinase Nek4-like
Biological process (GO): microtubule-based process; protein phosphorylation
Cellular component (GO): cortical microtubule
Molecular function (GO): ATP binding; protein serine/threonine kinase activity
Source: RefSeq, a predicted model, not a curated record
CGCGCGCGUCAGCGGGGCGGAGAUCUCGCCGGAAUCGAAUCCCGUGCCGCCCGCCGCCGACAUCGCCGGUUUCUGCCGGAAACGGAGGAGAAGCGCCGCCGCGCUGACUGGCCAAUGCUGGUGGCGGCUGGAGACCCUCGCGGUAAGGCGCCCCCCCUUUGUCGUCGCGCGCGGUUGGUGGGAAGCGAGGAACACUGUGCAGCUUGCCGGACGGUUGCUGCUUGCAGAAUCGGCAGAUUUGCUGCUACUGUUUUGGAAAUCGCCUUGGUGCAGUGGAGUGGAGGUGUAUGAGGUCGCGCUCGGCCAGUAGGAAUGAGAUUGGUCUGGGUAUCUAGGGUGGACUUGCUGCUGUGAAGCUGUGAUUGUUCUGUUAGGGAUUUGGGGCACAUGGAGUCGCGGAUGGAUCAGUACGAGAUCAUGGAGCAGGUUGGCCGGGGCGCCUUUGGUGCUGCAAUCCUUGUGAAUCAUAAGAUUGAGAGGAAGAAGUAUGUGUUGAAGAAAAUCCGGCUUGCGAGGCAGACAGAGCGUUGCCGCAAGUCUGCUCACCAAGAGAUGGCUCUGAUUGCUCGGUUGCAACACCCUUACAUUGUUGAAUUCAAAGAGGCUUGGGUUGAGAAGGGUUGCUAUGUCUGCAUUGUCACGGGCUAUUGUGAAGGUGGAGAUAUGGAUGAAUUGAUGAAGAAAUUAAAUGGUACUUACUUCCCAGAGGAGAAAUUGCUGAAAUGGUUUGCUCAACUGGUAUUAGCCGUGGACUAUUUGCAUUCGAACUAUGUCUUGCAUCGGGACCUGAAGUGCUCCAACAUAUUUCUCACCAAAGAUCAAGAUAUACGCCUAGGAGACUUUGGGCUUGCUAAGACCUUAAAGGAAGAUGAUUUAACUUCUUCGGUUGUUGGAACACCGAAUUACAUGUGUCCAGAGCUUCUCACAGAUAUCCCUUAUGGAUUCAAGUCAGACAUCUGGUCUCUUGGGUGCUGUAUGUAUGAGAUGGCAGCUCAUCGGCCUGCCUUCAAGGCUUUUGAUAUGGCUGGAUUAAUAAGUAAGAUAAAUAGGUCCUCCAUUGGCCCCUUGCCUGCCUGUUACUCUUCUUCUAUGAAAACUCUUAUCAAAAGCAUGUUGAGAAAAAGUCCUGAGCAUCGACCUACUGCAUCUGAGAUUCUGAAGAAUCCGUAUCUCCAACCUUAUGUUAAUCAAUGCCGCCCUCUUUCUGAUGCUCCAACUCCCAUACGCAUGCCAGAGAAACCAUUAUCCACUUCACGGAGUAAUCAGAGAUGCACGUCUGAGAGCCAAAGCAGUAGCAUUUCUUGUAGUGAUAUCGACAGUACACAAUCAAGUGACAGAAGCACAUCAGGGGGCGCUCCUAGCACUGACAGCAAGCUUAACGAUAUCAGAAGCAUCCAAGAUGCAGACCGAGCUGAUUCAGACGAAAAAUGUGUAACACCAGAAGAUCUUAGAGGCAACAAGAACAUUUCUGGUGCUGAACUGAAAAGACAAGAUUCCUCAAAAAGUGUACAUCAGCAUCACAGGGGUGAGAGUAAGCAGCCAAAAAUAAUUGAGAAGAUAAUGACAACUCUUAGAGAGGAGAGUAGGCUUAGAGAAAACAAUUCUCCUGUAAGUUCUAGUGGUGUAAAGUUGACUUCUGCAGUUAGCAAUAAGAAUCAAGCAGAGCAAUCAUCAGAGAGCUCAAGGCCUCACAGUGGUGUUUCAUACAGUUCAAAGUUUGGUGACAUUUCAUCUAAUGGAUGGACCAAUACAAGCGAUGAAUGUGUAGAUCCAGUCCAGGUGCCAUUGCAAUUGAAACAACUGUCACCAACUGUUGAGCAUUGUCCAAAGUUAAAAAAUUCCGGGUCCUCAACUCCUGAACCUGCCAAACAGAUUGCAGAAAAUGGUUCCUCAGCUUCAGGAAUGAGUAAAACCAAGUCGUCACCUAGUUCUAGUAGACGGCCUAGUCCUCAGAGACAAACAGUAGCAGGAAUUCCAAUCGUGCCAUUCACUGUGUCAAAACGAGCUCAUAUCAAGGCAGAGAGUGAGAAAACACCGCCGCGACCUGCCCAUAGCCCAAAUAAUUCUCUACAUAAUCUCCCUCCUUUGAUACCGAUAUCUACAAAUCUGUCAGAAGAGAACAUCAAGCUGGGUAAUUCUCAGGCAAUGCCAGCUCCUCUGGAAUUCGUGACUGCAGCAUCCAAGGAGGACAUCAGCUUUUACUCAAAUUCUGUAGUUGAUUGUGUUGAAAAGGCCGAGCCAUCUGAAGUAUUUGAAUCUAAUUCUCCAGCCUACCUGACUCCACCGUGGACAGGCCCAGUGCUUGAUGCCAAAGGAGAGAAUGGCCUAAUAGCCAUACCAUGUUCAGAAAUACACACUGGCACAUUGCAGAAGAGUAUGGCUAGUAAUGAUGAUUCAAGCCUGAGCUCUCCGUUGGAUACAUUUUAUCUUAGUUUUGAACAAGAGUUUGUCUGCAAGGAUGAUUCGCAAUCCAGCAAGCAUGGGCACAGUGCUGUCACACUACUAAGUGGUGAGGACAAAUUUACUGUCCAAGAACUUCUUGCAUCAACACCAGUUAUUUCUCCUUUUGUUUCAAGCACAAGUAACACUCUGCCAGAGGAUAAAAGUUCUUACCAGUCAUUCAAGAAACAAUCAGAUUCACAUUCGGGCCCUCCAGUUGAUGUUCCUGCACAGACUAUUAGACUCAACAGUUUCCUUGUUAGUGAUGAGUGGCCAACAUCAGAAACAGUUCAAGGGGAAGCUCGGGACACGGCUGCCAGCAAGCUUCUGAAUGUAGUAAGAGAAGAUUUUGAUGUAAGAAGCAGUUCAUGCUCAACAAGCACGCAACCUUCUGGACAAACCCCAGUUAGAUCCAAACUCAACGUGCCUGAAACUAAUCUUGCCAGUAACAUAUCCAUACCAUCCAUAUCAGAAGCAGUGAGAUUAUCUACCGCCAUGGACGUUAAACCGUACACGUCCGAGGCCAGCAAUGGAGUCAAGGAGGAGGCAUCUCCUGCCAAGGAAGCUCUUGAUGUUACGUCAUUUAGGCAGCGAGCUGAGGCUCUAGAAGGUCUCUUGGAGCUUUCUGCGGACUUGCUGGAAAACAACAGGUUGGAGGAACUCGCCAUUGUUCUACAGCCUUUCGGGAAGAACAAGGUCUCCCCGCGAGAGACCGCAAUUUGGUUGGCCAGAAGUUUCAAAGGAAUGAUGAACGAAGAAGGUGGCCGCCUGUCGAUGUGAGUAUCUGUAACCUUAAAAGGCCUUUUUAUUGCUUUCCCCUUUGCUUUUUUGAGUAGCUCAAAGUGGGCUUGAUUUGCUGACAGCGUGUUGUGUUUGUGUUGCCCGGUUUUGUUUUUUGUUUCUUUUGAUUCAAACCAUUCUUUUUGGCGCAUGUUGUAAAUAGCCAAGACUUGUAAACACUAAUAAAAUUUGCCUUCAGUUCUGAAAAUUUUGAUA